Hordeum vulgare subsp. vulgare (domesticated barley) is the source of this 618-nucleotide messenger RNA. RefSeq names its product molybdopterin synthase sulfur carrier subunit. The record is from RefSeq and is a predicted model, not a curated record. NCBI's taxonomy places the organism in Eukaryota, Viridiplantae, Streptophyta, Magnoliopsida, Poales, Poaceae. The transcript has a single exon. Bases 65 to 382 code for a protein of 105 amino acids. Gene Ontology annotation, cellular component: cytosol. Gene Ontology annotation, biological process: Mo-molybdopterin cofactor biosynthetic process.
GUAGUCAUAUCCCCGUACCCCCAGAGUCCAGAAAGAUACGGCCUCCUCCUCCUGUCCUCACCUCAUGCUUCCAGACGCUGCUCCCGGGGACGACCCCGUGGCCGGAUCAGCGCCGGCGGCGGUGGCGACGGCGAAGGCGAGGGUGAAGGUGCUGUUCUUCGCCCGCGCGCGGGAUCUGACGGGCGUCGCGGAGUCGUCGGUGGAGGUGCCCUCCGGGAGCACCGCGGGGGAAUGCCUCGGCCGGGUGCUGGCCUCGUUCCCCAAGCUGGAGGAGAUCCGCCGCUCCAUGGUGCUCGCGCUCAACGAGGAGUACGCGCCCGAGUCCGCCCCCGUCGCCGACGGAGACGAGCUCGCCAUCAUCCCGCCGAUCAGCGGCGGCUGACCGAGGCUGAAAAUGAAGAAAACGAAAAAAAGAAAGAAAGGUUCUCUUCUUUCUUCAAUACGGAGCACUACUUGUUUUUUUUUUUCGCUUCCUGAUCAACGUGCAGGUUGGAUCAAUAAUAAAUUUGUGAUGUUCGUUGGCGUUUCUGCUCUCAAAUCAUCAAUCAUGUUGAUGAACAAUAUUAUUUCAAAUCUGAGAAAGAUACAUGAGGCAUGCUCUUCGUGUACUUGACUGUA